This is a messenger RNA of Geodia barretti, 4094 nucleotides long. Lineage: Eukaryota; Metazoa; Porifera; Demospongiae; Tetractinellida; Geodiidae. The record is from the annotation of a GenBank genome assembly.
CACCACCACUACACACAGGUGUAGGGGCAGGAGAGGUUCUAGCAUCCCUGCCUGAGGCAGGUGUCCUGGUGACAGGUGGGGAGGUGAAGGUGGGGACUGUGCUGGGGUGUCGACGGAGAAGGGAGGCUCAUGUGUCCACCUGGACUGGAGUCUGGGGACCUCACAGAACCAUAUCCCAACACCGCCAAUCUUGCCUCCCUCAAGAAGUGGGCAGAUGAGGCUCAUUUAGACCCAAACGACCCUAGAAACACCAAGUUCCUCAGCCUACUCCAAUCGGUGCCCACCACCACCACUACUGGGGCUGAAGUCCACAGACCAGUGUUCAGACUGAGACAGCUCCAUGAGAAGGAGAGGUUUGUCAGUGACGAAGAGUUUGCCAAGGAGAGACGCUUUGCCCUCUUGGAGCACAGACAACAGGGGCAUCCAGAGUUGAAGAACAAGUGCAUUCCUAUGGCCAAGGAGCACAUCUCAGCCAGCCAGUGGAAGGCCGUUCAAGAGUAUCAGGCUUACAAGGAUUACGAGUUGCCACCCACAUACCAGGGGGAUUUCCACGGCAACCGAAGAGAAGAGAGAAACCGAUUUCUCCUACAGAUAAGAGAGCAAGUUCUCUCUAGAGUUAGGUCAGGGAGAGCACAGCUGAAGCUCGAUGAUGUCAUUCAUUAUGACAUCAUCCCUAACAUAAGUGGGUUGAAGGCAACUCUUCUUGAGCUCAUAUCACCUCGACGUCCACUGAAACCGCGCAGAAAGCCAGCAAGAAAGGCCAAGGCGCAGAAUCAGCAGAUAUCGGAGGCAAAUAUUGUGGUGAGGAUUGUCAGGGCAUUUGGCGUCCCACUGAGGCAUCAUCACCCCUCCGAAGAACAUAGCCAUCGCCGUGGUCGGAGUCUAUCAGUCAGUCCUCCCCGUGGACACACCCCCACCCUCACCUCCUCACACCCUCCCCCACAUCAUCAUCACGAUGAUGAAGACAUGAUUACAGGGGCGCCCCCCGCCAUCCGUAGCACCGUGUGUCCAUUUGUGGAGGUGUCCGUGACUCACAGUGAUGUGUGUCAGAGGACGUCUACUGCUGCUGGUCCCAAUCCUUACUGGAAUGAAGAGCUCACCAUUCCAUUCCACCCUCCAUUCGGAGACUUUUCUCCAAGUAACUUGGCCAAAGUGACAGACUCUAUCCAGUUCAACCUUUUCGACGAGAUCACCAUCGACUUACUUCAGGAUGAUAGGGAGAGGGGUACCAACAUUCACCAGAGGAGAGAGAAGAGGUGGCUGGGCUCUUUCACUCUCCCAUUCUCCACCCUCCAUGCCAGGACCAGAAUUGAAGGGACCUUUGUUCUGGAGGUACCCAAGCUCCUGCUAGGUUACAGCACCUCAUCCGCCCCACUUGACCACACCCACUACGGACAAGGCCACACCCACCAGGGUUCGGGGUGCAGCCACUUGCAGCUGUUCAUAUCACUGGAACCACCGCUUAGCUCUCUCCCACCCAUCAGAGACAUUUUCUCCAGUACAGAGGAGCCACACCUUCUCAGACGUGCCAGUCAGUGGUUGAGGAAUCUGUACGAUGACCAUCCCGAACGUCAGUUCCUGGCAACAGUUCUGGACAGCACAGGGCAUCGUGUGAUUGUCUCCCGCUACAUCCAUCCUCAGUCCCCUCCCGUUGAGAUAUGUCCCGCGGGAGACACCAAUCAGCAACAAGCAAUGGAGCUGUUGGCUCACUAUGUGUCCCUGAUUCCGUUCCUACCUGAUGCCAUCACGUUUUCUGGAGAGUGUGACAUCUGGACCACCUCCGAUCAAUUCCUGCACAUGCUGGCAGGGGAUGAAGAGGAGCACGCUGUCCUCCUGACCAACUAUUUCCUCCACUGUGGCUGGCAGGCCUGGCUGGUGCUCGGCCACGGCAUUCCUGAGGGCCCAACGGCGUAUGUGUUGACGCCAUCUCCUGACAACAGAGCGGGCUACUGGCUGUGGAAUGCCUCAACUGGAACACACACGACUCAGUUUGACCCUCACUGCCCCCUGACCUCUGUUGGGUGUGUCAUCAACAGUCAGAAUGUGUGGGCUAAUGUCCAGGAGCACAGCAGUCCAGGCAGAAUCAGUUUCAACCUCUCCAAUCACAAACACUGGUCUCCUCUCUUCAACACCACCAUGGAGCCUCUUGACACAGUUCAGCAGGGACAGUUGGUGUAUGAUGUCACAGACCAGGUCAGGGUCCACGACCUCCAAGAAGCCAUAGAGAGGGAGAUUAGGGACCACGUGAUGUCACUGAGGUCAAGGUUCAUCACCCGAUGGAACAACAACUGUGGCAGGAUUCUACACGAGAUGCUCACCAGGUACGAGGAGCAAUUGUCUGAUCCUCAGACAUUCCGGGACACUUCCGAACUUGAAGAAAUCACCACCAGCUACUCGCUCUCUGGAUUCCCCCUACAUUUCUCCUAUGCCAACAUACUCCACAUUGUGGGUGCUAUGGAGCGGACCCGACUUCACCUCACAGAGAACAGAAGGACCGAGUUUGGUCUCUCUGUAUACGUCCACCCUUACCCCAAUGACGUCGUGUCGGUGUGGGUAUUUUUAGUGACAAUGAUACCAAAAUAGAACUAUAGACUCUUUGAGAGAGGCGGCCACACUCUUGUCACUUAUACGUGUACACCCACACUUUUCAGUGUUAGUGUGAUACAACAAGGCCACAUUUUGGUGAGGUUUGAGAUGAUAUAAUUAUGAAUGGCGCGGUGAGCAGUGUAGCCUCACUUUACUGCGUUUCCAAUUCUACAUCUGUAUCUGAGCAGCAGCAGAAUUCCAGUAGAUCUAUAUCACGGAAGACGCUGUAGUUGUGGAUGAGUUUCCUAAAGUCAGCCAGAGUCAGUGAUGAACUGGACUGCCACCACUUGUCCAGUAGUUCCAUACACUCAUUCCUGGCACCUGGCGCUUCACAUUGUAGUAUGCCUCCACACGUAUUGUGAGCACACCAACCUCCGUGUGGAAUAUGUGACUGGCUGAAGACACUACUGCCAGGGGAGAGAGAUGAGUAUGUGUCAAGACCAUUACCCACUGAGGCUACCAAAGUGCUGUUGAUGCUAGCCGAGCUGUAAGAGAGACGUUGCUGCUUUGAGAACGGAGACCUGCGUAUUUUCAGGAUGACCGACAGCUCGUACGCAUAGUUGAAGUGAGCCUGAGAGUAAUCGUGCAGAAAUUCGUACAGUUUUUCGUCUCUGACAGUGUCACUGUCAUCGCUGCAUAGUCUGUGAAGUAGCUCCCUGCCCAAGUGUGCGUAGGGCUCAAAGUACAGUAAGUUCGUCACGUUGCAAAACGUGUCUCCCUUUGUGUCGAUCACCCAUUCUUUUGUGUCCACUACACUCGCUGCCACGGUUGACACCUCGUACAGCGUGAUGGAGUCAAGGCAGCGGGUGGCAAAGGGGUAGGGCUGGUUGGCGAGGUCCUUUGGGUCUAUGAGGUAUUGCCCUACUCUAAGGUUGGGACAAAAUUUCAGCCUCACUUCAAGGAUGAUGUGAACUAGCUCCGAUCUGAGGGCGACGCAAUCCAACUCGGACCCAGCCUUUCCCCGCAUUAGGACCACGACAGCCCGGUCCUGCUCCAACAUUUCCACCACGGUCUCGAUGCCGUCCCGGUCCAGCCAACGGAUCCCGUUCUUCCACAUGGUGCACUGUCUCGUACCGAGCCCACCGCACGGAGUUACAGCCGUUGCGAACCCGAAGGAUAUUCGUAGCAGGAGAAUGUGGAGGAGUCGCGGCGUGAAGAAUUGGUUUGCGUGGGAGACUUUCAUACACCAACCAGUGUGGUAGAGAAAUGAUUCGUCUGCUGUCCACACUCGACCGUCGCUGGGUCUCUCGUGGCUCAUCAGUCCUGGAAAGAAGAAGUACCGAGUGUCUUUCUGCGACACGACAUGAUUGCAGCUCUGUGCCCUUCUACCGGUAACGACAAAUGAUGCUUUGUGGGUGUGGUUAUCAAACUUUGGAUCACUUCGACUCUUUCCUCUCUGGUGGACGAUGGGUAUCUGCAGCAAUGAUUCUGCCGAAGGUGUACUAGAUUUUCUCGCAGUUCGAUCAUCUCUCUCUUCAUGUAGUACUUCCAUGGGUUGGGAACAAGAG